AUGUUCCCAAUGUUGGGGGAGUCCAGAACCAGGGGCUACAAUUUAAGAAUAAUGGGUAGGCCAUUUAGGACUGCAUUGAGGAAAAACUUCUUCACCCACAUAGUUGUGAAUCUGUGGAAUUCUCUGUCACAGAAGGCAGUGAAGGCCAAUUCACUGGGUGUUUUCAAGAGAGUCAGAUUUAGCUCUUUGGGCUAAGGGAAUUAAGGGAUAGGGGGAAAAAGUAGGAACGGGGUACAGAUUUUAGAUGAUCAUAUUGAAUGGUGAGGCUGGCACGAAGGGCCGAAUGGCCUACUCGUGCACCUAUUUUUCUAUGUUUCUAAAAAUACUUCCUCUUUCAAGUGUAAUUGUAAGCCAUUCAAUUUGAUUAUUUCUUUAGAAUUUAAGAGAUAUUAUUGUCUGUAUUGAUACAUUGUGAACAAUUAUAUUAGACAUAAGUGCUAGCCGGCAAGGGGAUCUCUUAAAUAGAUGAAGAAUAAUAAAAUUAUUUCUGCACUAUUACUGCACUGUAUCUCUAAACUAAACAAAAAAAUGUAAAAAUAGUACAGAUUUUUUUUGUGAACCUGUUAAACCUUCUCGGAUAUGAAUAGUCUGAAGCCAAUGGCACUGACAGGUUUGUUGCAUGUAUUGGACAAAAGGUAAAAGCAACCUGUCCUCUAGAUCAGAGUAAAGAAUCGCGUUUUUUAUACAUUAGCGACUUCGAUUUUUUUUUAAAUCACUAAAAUGCAAUGAAAAGAAUCUUAAUUGUGUAAACAUGCCAUUUUAUAUCGUUUUGAUCGACUCAUGGUAUCACAAAGUCUUCUCAGAAGUUUGAUCCUGUAUUAUUCACGCCAAAAGUAUUUUCCAUGUCAGAACUUACUUGCUGAAGGAACGUUGAAUUUUGCUUAAUAUUAGACAUUGCCAGAAAAUCAAGAACAGCUGCCUUUUACAGAUGAAUGAUGUGAGAAAAUAAACAGCUUUUCCUUGUCAAAGAGAUUUGCUCCUGUGCUAUUCCUCCCAAGGACAAUGCAGAAAAUGAAUAAUUAACACAGUGUUGGAUUCUUGUCUGGUAGAUAAUCAUGGUUUAAAUUCUACUUCUUGUUUUAAACCCCUGUCCCACGCUACGAGUUCAUUCCAAGAGUUCUCACGAGUUUGCCCUGAUUCGAACUCGGAGAUUUACGGUAAUGGCCACUUGUCGGUACUCGGGGCUCUCGUGGACAUUUUUCAACAUGUUGAAAAAUCUUCACAAGUCUUCCCGUGCUUACCUGCCGUUAGUGAGUCUUCCCGAGUACCUGCCGUUAGCGCUAAGAGACGUCCCUGAGCCCCGAUGUACACGCUACGUUCAUUCUCUGUGCUUACCACGAGUUUGAUUUUUUAACUUGGGAGUGGUCUUGGAAUGAACUCGUACCGUGGGACAGGGCUAUUAGACAGAUGAUUCCCAGUCAUGCAUUAAAAGAGAUGGCACAGGAAGCUGAAAGCUCGCCUCUCAUUCUUUCUUUUUUUGUUUUAUUUAAUUUAUUGUCAUUGUCUUCAAUUAAGAGACAGCAAAAUUCCCUUACAGUCAUACAAAAAAAUAAAUUAAAAAACCACAAAAACACAAAACACAGUAUUCCACAACACAAACAUCCCCACAGCGGCACCAAAGUUCCCCACUGUGAGGGAAGGAACCAAAGUCCAGUCAACCUCCUCACUGAUGUUCCCCAAUGUUUACCCGUGGUCGGGACCUCCCGAGCACCCUGUAGUCGCCGCUACGGGCGGCCCGAUGUUCAGACCCUCUCGUCGGUAGCGAUGAAACCUCAACGUCGAACAGGAGAACAUCCUCAGCGGUCUGGACCUUGGAAUCGGCCACCUUCCACCGGAGUCUGCGGCUCCCGAUGUCCACAGGCGGAGAUUCGUGCUGGUCGACCACCGGCAAAGGGUCCAAGGACUCCGCGAUGUCAAAGUCAGCACCGCCCACGUUGGGAGCUCCGCACCCACAGCGUGAUGUUGGAGCAACGGCCCAACACUCUGAAGCUCCAAGUGGUGAUCUCAGAAUUAAAUGUCGACAAAACGAAGGAGAUGGUUGUCGACUUCAGGAGGGCGCAGCCAAAGCAUACACCCCUCAACAUCAGUGGCACUGCAGUGGAGAGAGUGGAGAGCAUAAAGUUCCUCGGUGUGCAAAUUACAGACAGCCUCACCUGGUCCAGGAACACCACUGGGACCGGCAAACGGGCCCAUCAGCUACUGCACUUCCUGAGGAAACUAAAACAGGCCUCACUCCCCACCAACAUCCUCAGGACUUUCUACAGGGGUACGGUGGAGUCUGUACUCACGUACUGCAUAAAUACGUGGUACUCCACCUGCAACUGCUCGGACAGGAAGGCUCUGCAGAGGGUAGUGAGGGGAGCAGAGAGGAUCAUUGGCGUCUCCCUACCCUCGAUACAAGAACUGUUCCAGAGCCGCUGUCUGAAAAAAGCUCAGAGAAUUGCUAAGGACAAACUGCACCCCCUCCACAUACACCUGGAUCUCCUGCCAUCAGGCAAGAGAUAUCGAAGCAUCAAAGCCCGGACUACAAGACAGCUAAACAGCUUCCUACCACAGGCUGUGAGGCUGCUAAACAGUCACUCUGUACUCACAGUCACUUGAUUCUGCGGCUGGCACGGACACUUUAAUAACUGGCACUGGCCACUUUAAUAACUGGCACUGGCCACUCAAAUCAGCCGCCCCGGACAUUUUUAUGAUUGGUUUAUUGUAUUUUAAUGUUGUGUUUUAUCUGCUUUAAACUAUUUAUUUAUACUGUUCCAUUAGGGACUGGAUUGUUUUUAGUGGGGUUUUUUUGUUUUUUUUUGUUUAUUUUAUUAGAAGUUAAUACAGUACAAAACAGUACAGUGGCACCUAAUUUUAGGUGCCAACUAUGUAAUACUGUAAUCCAUUCUAUGUACAACCUCUAGUUUUAUGUUAUAAGAAGGAAGUAAGCAAGACAAGAAAAAGAAAACAAUAGAAAGAGGAAAAAGUGGAAAAAUAGAUGGUAGAGAGUAGAAAAACGUGAAGUGUGUAUAUAAAAAAUAAAAAAGGAAGAGAGAAAGUGGAAAGUAGAAAUAGAAGAGAAGGCCCCUUAAAAGAGAAUGUUUCAAAUCUGUAUUCGGAGAUGUAGAUCUAUCCGCGUCAUGAACUGAAAUCAGCAAUCUUUACGGUACCUCUGCAUCACAUGAUUCCAAAAAGUCGAUGAAAGGAGACCAACUCCUUAAGAAUUGGUCAUAUUUAUCUAUUAGUCGGAGUCUCAUUUCUUCAAGGCGUGCUAUGUCCAUCAUAUUCCUAAUCCACAUUUUAACAGUUGGUGUGGUUGUAUUUUUCCAAAAUUUAAGUAUCAAUUUCUUUCCAAUUAUUAACCCAUAAUUAAAAAAACAUUUUGAUCUUUAUUUAAAUUGGUAUCUUCUCCUAUUAUUCCAAAUAUAAUCCAUUCUGUUUUGGGUUCUAUUCUUGACUUGAAAAGCUUUGUAAAUAUAUCAAAUAUAUCACUCCAAAAUUUAUUCAACUUUGUACAUCCUACAAAUGAAUGUGUUAUAUUAGCGUUUUGAAACAAACAAACAUUUUAGUGUUAUUAUGUGUGAAACGUUUUAAAUUUCAUGUGCGAUGCUCCGCUAUUCCCUGGGAAACGUCUUUUCAUUUUGCACUGUACAACUGUUGCUUGCAAGAUGACAAUAAAGGUUGAUUGAUUGAUUGAUUGAUAAUGUUUGAUGUAUUCAUGUCCAUAAAACCCAAAUGCCAACUUUCCAAAAUAUCCCGUUUAGUUUUCUAUUCUAUUUACCAAAGCAUAUAAUUUCAAAUUUCCCAACAUAUUGUUCCAUCUAUCUUCUUCUUUCUUACUCACUCAACCAGCUUUUAUUCCUUUCCUGCCCUUUUUGCAUCUUACUCAUCCAGCAAUUACUGUCAGCAAACAAGGAUCUAUUAAACCCCAAAGAUGAAUGAAUGAAUGAUUGAAUGAAUGAAUGCAUGAAUGAAUGAAUGAAUCUUCGUCUACUUUUGUGUGGCGUGCACAGCCUAAAGUUGGUGGACAACUUGUUCUAUUUGAUCUUCCGUUUGUGCACGUUGAGUUGAAUGCAUUAGUCGAAACAGGGCGGACCACGUGAAGGUUACAAUCUUCCACCCCAAUGAAUGAAUGUAUGAUUAAUGAAUUAAUGAAUGUAUGAAUGAAUGAAUGAAUGAAUGAAUGGAUGAAUGAUUAAAUGAAUACGUUUAUUGGCCAAGUAUUCACAUACAAGGAAUUUGCCUUGGUGCUCCACCCGCAAGUGACAACAUAGAAACAUAGAAACAUAGAAAAUAGGUGCAGGAGUAGGCCAUUCGGCCCUUCGAGCCUGCACCGCCAUUCAAUAUAAUCAUGGCUGACCAUCCAACUCAGUAUCCUGUACCUGCCUUCUCUCCAUACCCCCUGAUCCCUUUAACCACAAGGGCCACAUCUAACUCCCUCUUAAAUAUAGCCAAUGAACUGGCCUCAACUACCUUCUGCGGGAGAGAAUUCCAGAGAUUCACCACUCUCUGUGAAAAAAGUUUUCCUCAUCUAGGUCCUAAAAGAUUUCCCCCUUAUCCUUAAACUGUGACCCCUUGUUCUGGACUUCCCCAACAUCGGGAACAAUCUUCCUGCAUCUAGCCUGUCCAACCACUUAAGAAUGUUAUAAGUUUCUAUAAGAUCCCCCCUCAAUCUUCUAAAUUCUAGCGAGUACAAACCGAGUCUAUCCAGUCUUUCUUCAUAUGAAAGUCCUGACAUCCCAGGAAUCAGUCUGGUGAACCUUCUCUGUACUCCCUCUAUGGCAAGAAUGUCUUUCCUCAGAUUAGGAGACCAAAACUAUACGCAAUACCA
Molecule: messenger RNA, 4813 nt
Organism: Leucoraja erinaceus (little skate)
Lineage: Eukaryota; Metazoa; Chordata; Chondrichthyes; Rajiformes; Rajidae
Exons: 2
Coding region: 1408-2601 (397 amino acids)
Molecular function (GO): 2-oxoglutarate-dependent dioxygenase activity; methyltransferase activity
Source: RefSeq, a predicted model, not a curated record